Molecule: messenger RNA, 539 nt
Organism: Paramecium tetraurelia
Lineage: Eukaryota; Ciliophora; Oligohymenophorea; Peniculida; Parameciidae
Exons: 4
Biological process (GO): mRNA splicing, via spliceosome
Cellular component (GO): nuclear speck
Molecular function (GO): zinc ion binding; mRNA binding
Source: RefSeq, a predicted model, not a curated record
AUGUCAUCAGAUUCGGAUUAGCAUAAAAAGGAAGAGGCAAAUCGGAUCUAUGUGACAGGAUAUUCAACUAAAGAAUCAGAAAUGGAUAUUAAGAGUAUAUUCGCAAGACAUGGAGAAAUUCAGGAGUUUUCAUGGAAAGGACGCUUUUGUUUCAUCGCUUAUACCAAGCCUGAGGACGCAGCAGAUGCUGUUAGAUUGAUGAAUUAGUAGGAGGUCAAUGGAAGAAAUUUGAUUGUGGAGCUAGCACGAGCAAAGAAAAAGGAUGGAGCCUGUUAUUAAUGUGGGAAAUAGGGGCAUUUUGCUCGAAAUUGUCGUUUAAAUAGACGCUCUUAUUCUGACUCCAGGCGCCAUUCAAAGAAGAAAAAAAAACAUAGAAAGCAUAGAUCAUCAAGCUCUUCCUCGAGUAGUGAAAAGAAAAAAUCAAAAAAGAGAAAGAGAAAGAGCAAGAGCUCUUCUUCAAGUUCUCAUUCACGUUCAAGUGAUUGAUAAAUAAAGAUUCAAAUAUAUUAAAAAUCAUAAGUAAAUUAUAUAUACAUAUA